Entamoeba invadens IP1 is the source of this 636-nucleotide messenger RNA. RefSeq names its product lysozyme, putative. Gene Ontology annotation, biological process: signal transduction. Lineage: Eukaryota; Evosea; Mastigamoebida; Endamoebidae. The transcript has a single exon. The coding region runs from base 1 to 636 and encodes 211 amino acids. The record is from RefSeq and is a predicted model, not a curated record.
AUGUUGGUAUUUCUCAUUUUAUUCUUAUCAUCGGCACAGGCGACUUAUUAUGGCACAUAUACCAGUGGAGGUGAAGUCUCUACAUAUGCCUGUUACAAAUCAAAUGGGUGGUCUGACUUCCACAUGUUGGAUGUUUUUACAUACAACAACCAAAUCAACACCAAUUUUUAUCAAUAUGCCGCCAACGCCCACGCCGCAGGUUUCACUACAUCACAAUUCGAUCUGUUUUUCACUCUUGGCCCACUUAUUGGCACUUUUGAUGCUCUUGUUGAGCAGAUGAAUACAAUCAUCAACACCAACAAUGUUCAGUUUAAUAUCAUGUGGCUUGAUAUUGAUGGACAAGGGUGGUAUACCAUUCAAACUUUAAACGAAGAUUCUUUAAGACAUGAACUUGAUUUGUUACUCAAAUACUACCCCAAAGUCGGUGUCAGAGUAACUAAAGACUUUUGGAAUAAAACGUUUACAAACACUUUCACAUACGACAGAUCUAAUGAAAUUUUAUUGUGGGAUAAUACACAAACUGGAAAAACUUUUGAAAAGUAUGGAUGGUGGACAACACCCAACAUGAGUUAUUACACAAGUCAGACUAUGUGUGGAAGUUACAAGUUUGAGUACAAAAGAAAUAAUAUUCUUUAA